Talaromyces marneffei is the source of this 1446-nucleotide messenger RNA. RefSeq lists its product as uncharacterized. The record is from RefSeq and is a predicted model, not a curated record. Bases 1 to 1446 code for a protein of 481 amino acids. NCBI's taxonomy places the organism in Eukaryota, Fungi, Ascomycota, Eurotiomycetes, Eurotiales, Trichocomaceae. The transcript has 2 exons.
AUGACAGAAGAGUCGCUCCUUGAAGGCGGACGAUCGGCACGUAAGAAUUUACAGGAAGCGGGCUUCUCGGAUGAUUUGAAACGAGCUCUGGAAGAGAAGAUCAAAGCCACUACAUUCAAAAGCGAUAAUGCGCAGGCUUUUUCUGUCUUAGAUACACCAGCAAGCGCAGGAAAAGGUACUCGCGAACAUGCCAUGGCAGCACCUUGGCGCGGAACAGAGAACGUCCAAGACACCACACUUCGAAUGCUCGAUGACGCCAAAAAGCCUAUCCGUGUCCCCUUCAAGAUCCCAAGUCCCGCGAUGCCCGUCAACGUGAAUCUGAAGCCCGGGGCGAAGGUUCGCCACUCGACCGGAAUUCGUCUGGCAAGCGCUCGGGACAAGACACAAACGUAUGCUCUCAGCCAGAGCUCGGGUUUAUCAGAUAAGGAGAGAGAAGAAAUAAGAAGUCAGCUCACUGCGCGAUUUGAGGCUGGAGCACGCUCUUUGCCCAUGACGUUAUCGGGGCUAUCGUCACUUGCAAAUGAGCGAAUAGAAGAUGCCAUUGCACGAGGUCAGUUCAAGAAUCUGCCCCGAGGGAAAGGCAAACAUACAACGACAGAUCAUAAUGCGAAUAGCGCAUUCAUUGAUACAACGGAGUAUUUUAUGAACAAGAUCAUCCAGAAGCAAGAGAUUGUUCCGCCAUGGAUUGAAAAACAGCAGGAUCUCGCUCGAGAAAUCGGCAGGUUCAGACAAAGGCUACGAACAGAAUGGCGAAGACAUGCCGCAAGGAUGAUUUCGAGCCAAGGGGGUUCUUUGGAAGAACAACAGAGACGCGCACGCGGAUACGCAGCAGCAGAGGCUCGAUUGAUAGCAAAGAAGAAAACCGAAACGUCGCUUGCAACUUUUAGUGAGGGAGAGGCGGUGAUUCUGCCCAGUUUUUCUCAGAUCAGUCAUGAUGGUCGAAUAACUGCUGGGCCACCAAGAGCUGUACCUGUGCCGAGCACAGAGUCGGCAAAAACUAAAACAGAUGCAGUUGUAGUUUCUGAGGAUACCACCACGUCAGAUGAAACUGGCGAGCUACUUCCGCAUUUACCUCCACUGAGAGACCCGGAUUACAUGUCUAUCGAGCGAGGCUGGCACGAGCUGCAGAUCAAGAAUAUCAACGAUUUGACGCGGUCGUACAACUUACAAGCGCCACGACUUGCACAGAAACCGUACUUGAGUCUAGAGCGAGAAUUAAACUCAUGUUACGCAGAUGUAGCGCCGACGCUGGCCGAUGAGCUUACUAUGCGAGCAACUGCUCCUCGAAAGGCGGCGACGACUACUGUCCGGAAGCCAGCUGGUAAUCUGCUGGACGAUAUAAUACAAUCCAACCAAAACGUGCGAGUGUACGAUGAAGAUCGAUCCAAGGGCUAUGGAUUGAAAGAGUUUUGGCGAGACCUUUGGAAAGGAGAGAAGGCGACUUAG